AUUGUGUAUUUCUCUGGAACUCGCGGGCCAGGAGCCUUUGGAGAUACGCCCAAAUUGCCGGCCAAAAAGUUUUAACACUUGGUACUGCCAUUUGCUUCGGUAUCGCUCAUAGACCGCUGUAGCAAAUGUUGAAAUGCAAGCACACGGCGGGGCAAGCCGCCGUGCUCGGGCGACGUAUGGCUUGGUGCAGGCUGCGCCCUGUGCCCAGCAGUGUCCGCGGUGUGUCCGCGACCACCCUCGCGCACAGCGCCUCCCCCGACUCGCCAGGCCAAGCAAGCACUAACCCAGUACACGUAACAAUUGUGGGAGGAGGAGCCGCGGGCCUCACAGCUGCCUUCUUUGCAGCAGAGCACGGAGCCAAGGUGACGGUGUUGGAGCGCACCCGCGAGGCAGGCAAGAAGAUCCUCAUGUCGGGCGGCUCGCGCUGCAACGUCCUUCCUCUGGAGGUGGACCUAGCCACGGACUAUUUCAGUGACAGCGCCCCCAGCGCCGUGCGGGCCGUGUUUGCCAGCUGGAACCUGGACCUGUGCAAGGCCUGGCUGGAAGAUCCCUACUGGGGUGUGGGCGUUGACAUGACUCUGGAGGAAGAGACCAAGAAGUGGUUCCCAACCAGCAACAGCUCCAAAGAGGUACGGGACCGGCUGGUGGCGGCGUGUGAGGCGCGCGGCGUGCAGUUCAUCUACAACGCCAGCGUGGAGGGCUUCGUGCAGCUACAGGAUCAGCAACCCCAGCACCAGCACCAACAGCACCAGCAGCAGCUGCCUUUGGAUGCGCCUGCAAUGGGCGCCGCGGCCGCGGCCCAAGCAGCAGCAGCAGCAGCCGCAGCAGGGCCAGAUGGCGCCGAUGUGACGGCCGCCGCAGACCGGUGCGCCAGUGGCGCUGAGGCGGGGACCUCGGAGCCUGGGGCCGUUGGCACGGAGGUGGCUGCAGCUGCCGCCGCGCCCAAGCGCAGCAAGAAGGGGAAGGGCAAGGGUCAGGGUGCGGUCGCGGCCGCGGCGGGUGACGCACAGCCGCCGCCACCCACCAAGUGGUUGUGCCGGCUCCGUGACGGCACCGAGCACAUAACUGACAAGCUGAUCGUGGCUACCGGCGGUCUGAGUUUCCCCGCCGUGGGCACGGACGGCACCGGGCACCGGCUGCUGGCGCGGCUGGGCCACUCGCUGCGGCCUUCCUACGCCGCCCUCACGCCGCUGGUCGGCAAGCACCCCGCGGGGCAGCAGCUUGCGGGCGUGUCCAUGUACGACAUAGAGCUGUCCGUGCAGCUGCCGGGCGCCAAGAAGCCGCGUGUGUCGGAGCGCACGGCCCUGCUGUUCACACACAAGGGCUACAGCGGCCCGGCGGUGCUGGACCUGAGCCACCACGCAGUCAAGGCGCUGACGUCGGCGCCGCCAUCGGCAGCGCCCGCGUCUGUGCCAGCUGCAGCCGAAGCGCCUGCGGCUGGUGGUGCCGGUGGCAGCGCCGGCGCGUACCUGGGAGCAGGGCUGCCGUCGCUGCGAGUCAACUGGACGCAUGAGCCGGCGGCGGUGUGGGACGAACGGCUGCGGGCCGGCAGCACAGCGCUGGUGCCCAACCAGCUGCAGCGCCACGGACUCAAGGAGCGGCUGGCGGAGGCGCUGGCGGCGGAGCUGGGGCUCACGGCGCGGCGUGUGUGCGACCUGCGCAAGCAGGAGCGCGCGGCGCUGGUGGCGGCGCUGACCGCGUACGAGCUGCAGUACACCGGACACGAGGGCUACAAGAAGGCCGAGGUGACGGGCGGCGGCGUGCCACUGGAGGAAAUCAACUGCGCCACCAUGGAGAGCCGGAUGCUGCCUGGCCUGUUCCUGUGUGGCGAGUGCGUGGACGUGUUCGGACGCAUUGGCGGCUUCAACUUCUACUGGGCCUGGGUGUCCGGCCGCCUAGCGGGCGUGGGCGCGGCGCAGGGUGGGCUGCACCCACAACGGCGCGCUAAGAAGCAGGCAGCGGCAGCAGUGGCGUAGCGGGUGCGGGCUGCGGGCGCGCGUGCAGUAUCGCAAGACAAGCUACAGAACAGCAUGGGUACUUGUGUGCAAAUGGAUUGGCGUGUGUGGAUGCGACAAACUUAAUCCAUGCGUGGUCAGGUAAUUUUGAGGUAGACUUAACUUAACACAGCACCCGGAAGUAUGUUGAUGUAUGCUGGUUGUUUCGGGUCGUGUGCAUGCACUUGUCCGUGACUUGCGCGGCCUGACGAACAGCGCACGUUGCGCUUGAGAGGCGGACUGUGCACCCCACCCAACCGGCCACGUCCGGAUUUGCGGGGAUGCCAAAGGCCCCCAACAUAGAGGCGUGUGCUUAGUAGGCGCCCGCGUCAAGGUGGCUGGGUUGAUAACGACCCGGGAGGGGAGGGCUCAGCCCUUUUCCUGCCUCCCUAAGGCAGCCACCUCCUUGUUGAGGUAGACUUGCGUUCUGUGCUCUUUUAGACCAACGUCUUCUUCAUACUAAUUAUAUUUACGAUUGGGAGUUAUUUGCCAAGUCCCUUUGGGUAGACUUGCAUGUAAAUAGGCGCGAUGGGGCUCACUCACACCCAAAGCGCCUUUGGCGACUCCAUGAAUGGACUUGCGGGGCCAGGCCGGCCCAGAGCUCGCAUGGCAGGGUGGCAGGAGGAGGCCCGAAUACAGGCAUUGCUCCGUGAGGGGCUAGAG
Messenger RNA from Chlamydomonas reinhardtii, 2657 nucleotides. RefSeq lists its product as uncharacterized. The transcript has 10 exons. NCBI's taxonomy places the organism in Eukaryota, Viridiplantae, Chlorophyta, Chlorophyceae, Chlamydomonadales, Chlamydomonadaceae. The coding region runs from base 177 to 1976 and encodes 599 amino acids. The record is from RefSeq and is a predicted model, not a curated record.